Molecule: messenger RNA, 336 nt
Organism: Marasmius oreades (fairy-ring Marasmius)
Lineage: Eukaryota; Fungi; Basidiomycota; Agaricomycetes; Agaricales; Marasmiaceae
Exons: 2
Coding region: 1-336 (111 amino acids)
Source: RefSeq, a predicted model, not a curated record
AUGCCUCAUUUCUUCCCAAACGCGACAAACUCGACCUUUCAUAACGCUUCCUUCUCAAAUGCUCAACGAGAUAUAAUCAAUGACGUCACAAACCAACAUACAAACCAGAUCCAUGACUACAAUAACACAUCGAAUAACUAUAUCACAAUCACUCAUAACCAUCAUUACUGUGGUCAUGGCGAGCAGGCUGGUGCCAGGCGAAGUGGAGAUGAUAAACGUCCUAGAUCAUUUUUGAGGCGAUUGAUUCAACGUGUCUUCGAGUACGCUCGAUUAAGACGGGAGGGUCAAGGUGUGAAGGAUAUUGGCAGUCGAGUCGCCGGUGCUGGCAAUGCUUGA